AUGCGUUUCCUCUGCUUGCACGGCGCGAGCACCAAUAGCGAGAUCUUCGAGAUCCAAACCGGAGGACUGCGACAAGCCCUCGAAGCUCAGGGUCAUAGAUUUACCUUUGUGAACGGCAGUCUAGAUGCGAGCGUUGAAGCUGAACUCGAAGGCGUCGUCGAAGGACCCUUCUAUAACCACUACCUCCGCUCUCCAUCUCUACCGGGCUCAUCUCUCCACGACGCCUUCGAACACACCCAUCAACUAAUCACCGAAAAGGGCCCCUUCGACGCCGUAAUGGGUUUCUCGCAGGGCGGAGCCCUCGCCGCAGCUCUACUAAUUAACCACGCGAAAACAAAUCCGACCUCGCCGCCUCUCUUUCGCGCUGCUGUUUUUCUGUGCAGUGGAAAACCCUGGGAAAGUUCCGGGUUGGAAUAUGUGGCUCCGAGACAGGAUGUGUUUCCGAUUUCAAUUCCGACGGCGCAUAUCGUUGGCAAAUUGGAUCCACUUUAUCCAGAUGGUAUGAAGUUGUUCAACCUUUGUGAACCGGCUAAUGCGGUCUUUUAUGAUCAUGGAUCGAAACAUAUGGUACCCUUUGAUCCUAAAAAUAAUAAGGAGAUGGUGAGGGUUAUUGAGGAGACGGUUGCCAAGGCCAUGAGGGGUUGA
Messenger RNA from Penicillium waksmanii, 645 nucleotides. RefSeq lists its product as uncharacterized. The record is from RefSeq and is a predicted model, not a curated record. Gene Ontology annotation, cellular component: cytoplasm; nucleus. The transcript has 3 exons. The coding region runs from base 1 to 645 and encodes 214 amino acids. Lineage: Eukaryota; Fungi; Ascomycota; Eurotiomycetes; Eurotiales; Aspergillaceae.